UCGAGGCUACGUCCAACCGCGGUCGACGCUCGUCUGCUCCGUCGGUAAGGGCGAUCCCUCGACGCAUCGGCUAUUCGCUGUUAAUUUAUAACCGCCCCUCCCGGUAAUAAUUCUCAGUGAAAUUGGAGAUUUCCACGAAUCUUACUAGACAUUUAAUGGAAAUGUGGAAUAAUAUGGGAAGCUGAAAUUAAAAAAAAAAACAAAAUGGAGUGUCGAGAUAUUUACAAUGGUUAAAAUCUGAAGAACGGACGCUUAUCUUUAGGACAGGGGUAACGAAAAGUGACCCUCUUAAAAAGUGAAGAAGAAAGCGAAGAAGCAAUUCUGGGGAGAGGUUAAUAUUUAUGAUAAUCGAAGUAUCCAGGAGGAAAAGUUACUUUCAGGAACCGGGAAUUGUGAGUAACGGGACGAUACGAGGAGUUAAGGAAGAGGGAAAAAGUCAGUCUCUUCGUGGCGAUGAAGAAACGAUGAAACGGACUCCGGUGAUUGAUAUCCCAGGAUUUUUGGUAUGGCACUUAAAAUAUUUCUGAUUGUCGAAAUAUGGAGAAAAGAAUUAUGUUUAAGAGAAGAAACUAUGCAGUGGACCGGAGGGAUCGUAAUUCCGAAUUUUUGGACGACUCUUUCGCAUCGGUAGGAUCGAUUGGACCUGUACUUGUUGCAAGGAGCUUAGAAACUUUUUGUCAUUUAUAUGGGAAAUAAAGAGGAGAAAGUGUCGAGUUAUUAUUUAUUUGCCCCGAGUUUUCGAGUCGUGGCGGAAGGUGGGACCAGGCGAUACGGAAGCAAGAGAUACGUGUAUCAACGACCGCAGGAGUAGAAACACUCUGUGGAGUAAUCCGUUGAGUAAUCGUAAACUCGGCGUAAUUGAGCGAAUCUCAUUGAAGAAAAAAGGCAAAACACCGCGAGCUGAUAGAAGAGAAAAUGGAAGACCGCGAGUCGAACUCAAUGAGACUCGUCCGAAAAAUGUAAAAAAUUCCAAAAAUUCUGACGGAUCAAUCGCAAAGCCCGUAAAUACCAAAAUACAUCUCGAACACCAAGAAAGUGUUAAUCGAAUUGAUAAAGAAGUUCCUAAAAAAAAGAAGUGUUCCUCUGUCCCUCGAUGAUCAACGACGAGGAACUUGGAAUAAAUGAAUGGCACUGAAUUUGAAGAAAAAAUAAAUAAAUAAAAAAACCUGGGAUUACUCGAGAGGUACUAUCCGUGAUUUCCUCCGAGAUACCAUCGAUAUCUCGAAGAUACCUAAAUGGCGCAGUAAGCAUUCUUCGAGAUCGAUAUCGAUGAUAUUUCCAGUACUUGACUACUUGACUGUCAUCGUUUGUGGUACCUAUAUAGUGAACGUUACUCGGCACUUACACUCCAGAGACUCGAGGCAACUGUGAAAUAUUUACACAAUUCGUUUUACUCAAAAUCCACCUUAUCAAAGGAAGACAUUUCACCCCGAAAGGCUGAUCUCUUCGAUCCUGGAGAACAUCCCGAAAACGCCAUGACGGACGACCGCGACUUCAAUAGCCCGAGUAUCCAGCAACAAAUGCUGGAGCUCCAGGCUAGGCUCUGCCAUAAUGGGACCUCGACGACCUCAGGUUGGUGCCCCAAGACUUGGGAUGGCAUCCUUUGCUGGCCUCAGACGGCUCCUGGGGAAAUGUCCGCCCUGCCUUGUCCUCGUUACAUCGCGGGGUUCGAUCUUCAGGCAAACGCCACGAGGCAGUGCAUGUCCAGUGGAGAGUGGUUCUGGAGUGCGGACACCAACAGUACGUGGAGCAAUUAUACCCAAUGCUACAGUGCCCAAUUGGUGACGGUCCUCAUGGAUCUGCCGGAAGUACAGUCCGACAACGUGACCCUGAUCAAGAAAUAUCUUCCCGUUGUAAAAGCCAUUUCAAAAGUUGGGUACACCGUGUCCUUCUCUACGCUGAUCGUCGCCUUCUUCAUCCUGGCUGCCAUCAAGAAACUGCGCUGUCCCAGGAAUAUGUUGCACAUGCACCUCUUCGUGUCCUUCAUGAUGAGAGCGUUCAUGGCACUGCUGAAGGACAUUCUCUUUGUCUUUGGCUUCGGCUUGUCGUCGGAUGUUUUGGUGAAGAAUGGCAAAAGCUACUUGCUAGUGGACGAGGUGGAAAGUAACUGGCAAUGCAAAGUCGUCACCAGUCUCUGGCAGUACUUUAUCCUGGCCAAUUACUCCUGGAUUCUUAUGGAAGGACUUUACCUCCAUAGUCUGGUCUUCCUUGCCCUUUUCACCGACUCCAAUUCCAGCAUCACAGGAUACGUCGUCUUAGGCUGGGGCCUACCGGCAAUCUUCGUGCUGCCUUGGGUGGCCUUGAGAGCAUCAUUGGAAGACAUCUACUGUUGGACCACUAACAACAAUUCCCUCCUCUUCCUAGUGAUCCGAGUGCCCACGAUGUUGUCGAUCCUGAUCAAUUUCGUGCUCUUCGUCAAUAUCGUCAGGGUGCUCCUAUUGAAACUGAAGUCCACGGUGUCCGAGGAGACUCAGAGAUACAAACGUUGGGCCAGAAGCACGCUGGUCCUGGUUCCUCUUUUCGGAGUCCACUACACGGUCUUCCUGGGAAUGUCUUACAGCAUCGGAGUGAACGAGAAGGUAGAACUCGUCUGGUUGUUUUGCGAUCAGCUGUUCGCUUCGUUCCAAGGGUUCUUCGUGGCGGUCCUGUACUGCUUCAUGAACGGUGAAGUACGAGCAGAGGUCUCAAGGGUGAUCCGAAGCAGGAAGUGCCCACGGUUUCGAAGUGGACGUUGGGGUCAAAGGCAGUCGACUCAUUCCAGCAGCACGUGCAGCUGCAACGCGACAAAGCUGGGCAGGCAAUCGCAAGCCCAGAGGUGGUGGUCCAAACCAUGGCUCUGUUUUUUCCACCCUAGGGACACCCGACGUUCCACCCACUCGAUGGCGAGUACACAAGAUAUCGGAACACGCGGUGGUAGUUUAGCGAGCAGCCGUGGUUACCUAGACAUCAUUAAGGCUGGCCAAGAAUCGACAGCGGGAAAUCAAAGUCAAACCCUGAAUCACACGUCACCUCUGUGUAGCAAAUACACGGAUCAGUCGCUGCUCUCGUUCUGCUCGAACAUGUCGGAGAUGUCCGUCUAUGCGGCUGCUGCGGCAGACAGAGCUGAGAAUAUCAGGGAGCAACACAGAUGGAGCGACUCCGAGUGCUGUCACCUUGCUUACGAAUUGCACAAUCUUCAGCAACACGUCCAUCCGUAAAGUUCCUUCUCCUUAGAGAUCGGUCUUCUCUAAAGAACUGAUUUAAAAGAAGAGUUACCUAAGUGUAAUCGACUUCCGAGAUGUUAGUCGACGUGUCUCCCAGUUACCCAUGCCAAAGUUGAGUCACUUUUUUCUGCUAUUUAAAACGCUGGACGUUAUAAAAAUGGCACAAUAAACUGACAAUUGCGCUUCUUGAAGGUUCCAUUUAUAAGGAAUAAUUGUCGAAUAACUUCGUUUAGUAUUUAUAAUAUGAGUACACGUGUUUAUUAAUUAGAUAAGACGAGCGAGAGUGAGAAUGUGAGUCAAAGAGAAGUCACAGCAUUUUGUAAGCCGAUAAGGGGUAGAUUAGUGCUAAAAAAUGCGAUUGUUUUUACAUUCACUUUUAAAUUGAUGUCACGAAUUCCAAUGGAUACCUAAUUAAAAUGAGAUUUAACGUUGCUAAAAAAUAAAGAAGCGCAAGCCUAAUUUAUCUUAGUCAAUUUUUACACUCACUCCUGCGUAUGUGUCAGAACUGAAAUUGUACCGAUAUAGAAGUUAAUUCAUGUUUCAAAGUUGAUACUGCAAACAAACUUUCUUGUGUUUAGCAUCGAUAUUUUUCAUACAGCAGCCUUUACAUUUAUCUAAAUAAAAUUAUUCCAAAAGGAAUCACUACUUUAAACGUCUUAAAUGUGGUAAUGAUAAUUGAAAAGUAAUCAUUGUUAAGUAAUAACAAGCGAAAUAUAUGCCAGAUCGAGCAGGUCUCUGUGACUGGUACUUCCAUAGAACUAAAGUGAUAAAACGUGUAAUAUCAGUGUUAAAAUUAUGAUACAGUGAAGCACUCCUGUAGUUCAUGUAUUCGAGAAGCUUAUAACGUGUAUGAACUAGGGUGUAUUUUAAGCUGCUUUGAAGAUAACAAAUGGACCAUUAUAAUGGAAA
This is a messenger RNA of Orussus abietinus, 4112 nucleotides long. Its product is annotated as secretin receptor. Lineage: Eukaryota; Metazoa; Arthropoda; Insecta; Hymenoptera; Orussidae. The transcript has 12 exons. Gene Ontology annotation, biological process: cell surface receptor signaling pathway; adenylate cyclase-modulating G protein-coupled receptor signaling pathway. Gene Ontology annotation, molecular function: peptide hormone binding; G protein-coupled peptide receptor activity. The record is from RefSeq and is a predicted model, not a curated record. Gene Ontology annotation, cellular component: plasma membrane. Bases 1476 to 3197 code for a protein of 573 amino acids.